UUUCUUUGCGGCUCUCCAAUUUUCUCUUUCCGGUUUUGACACCGACUUUUCCCUUCGCUUUCUGUAACCAACUCAUACACUCCUCCUACGCCGGCUGCGGUUAGGGUUUUUGUGGUCGGACGGUGAUGGACUCCGAGGACGAUAUGCACGACGCCAACGACGUGGAUUCCAUGGACGACUGCGACGGCUUCUACAGCGACGAGGACGCUUUGGACUACUACGGCAGCGACGAUGACGACGCCGAUGUUGAUUUCGGCGACGAUAAUGAGGGAAUCCAGAGGAUCGAGGCCAGUCGACCUGAGAAUAAUUAUAUCAUCUUGAAGGAGUUAGAUAUAAAGCAGCGCCAAGAAGAUGAUAUUGCAAGUGUAUCUGCUGUGCUUUCCAUACCAAGAGUUUCUUCUAGCAUUGUACUUCGUUACUUUAAUUGGAGUGUAACUAAAGUGCACGAGGCAUGGUUUUCUGAUGAAGAUAAGGUCCGAAAAACUGUUGGCUUGUUAAAGAAGCCAGUUGUUGAGUUCCCCAAUUCCAGAGAACUUACCUGUGGGAUCUGUUUUGAAGCCUUUCCCCGUGGUAGCAUCAGAUCUGCCUCUUGUGGUCAUCCGUACUGUUGUGCAUGCUGGAAAGGAUACAUUAGAACAUCCAUUAACGAUGGUCCUGGUUGUUUGACGCUGAGAUGUCCUGAUCCGUCUUGUGGUGCUUCUGUUGGUCAAGACAUGAUUAGUAUGUUGGUCACUGAAGAAGAUAACCUGAAGUACUCUUGGUACCUUAUCAGGUCUUAUAUUGAAGACAACAAGAAGACCAAGUGGUGUCCUUAUCCAGGUUGUGAAUAUGCUGUUAAUUUUGUUGGUGAUAAUGAAAAUUAUGAUGUAUCUUGCCUCUGCUCCUAUGGAUUUUGCUGGAAUUGUACAGAGGAAGCUCAUCGUCCUGUUGACUGUAGCACUGUGGAGAAAUGGAUUUUAAAGAACGGUGCUGAGUCUGAAAACAUGAACUGGAUACUGGCCAAUUCUAAACCAUGUCCAAAGUGCAAGCGGCCUAUCGAAAAAAACCAAGGAUGUAUGCACAUGACUUGCACACCACCCUGCAAAUUUGAAUUUUGCUGGCUUUGCCUUGGUUCAUGGGCGGAGCAUGGUGAAAGGACGGGUGGUUUCUAUGCAUGUAACCGCUACGAGGCAGCUAAGCAAGAGGGAGCUUAUGAUGAAGCUGAGAGAAGAAGAGAAAUGGCAAAAAAUUCUCUGGAGAAAUACACUCAUUAUUAUGAACGUUGGGCAAGCAAUCAGCUGUCGAGGCACAAGGCUCUUGCAGAUUUGAAUCAAAUGCGAACUGUGCAUAUGGAGAAACUUAGUGACAUACAGCGCGAGCCUGAGUCUCAGCUCAAGUUCAUAACCGAUGCCUGGCAGCAGAUUGUUGAAUGUAGGAGAGUUCUAAAAUGGACAUAUGCUUAUGGGUACUACCUGCCAGAGCGUGAGCAAGCGAAGAGGCAGUUUUUUGAGUACUUGCAAGGUGAGGCAGAGUCUGCUUUGGAAAGGCUUCAUCAGUGUGCAGAGAAGGAGCUACUGCAAUUCCUUAGUGCAGAAGGCCCAUCGAAAGAAUUCGUUGAUUUCCAUACAAAGCUAGCUGGACUUACCGGGGUGACUAAAAAUUACUUCCAGAACCUGGUAAUGGCAUUAGAGAAAGGCCUAUGUGAUGUGGACUCUCAAGCAGUUUGCGGUGGGUCAACAAGCUCAAAAAACGUAGGAAGCAGCAAAGCAAAAGGUGGAAGGGGAAAGGUAACCGGUCGAGGUGGUGGGUCCAGCAGAAAUGUGUAGCACGGAUAUUUGGACCAGUGAUCAGUAUCGUACAACAAUUCCACGCCUGCCACAUGUGCCAUCACCGUUGGUGAGUAUUCUAGCUUCCUGUGUUCCCAAGUCUGUUGGAGAAAAGAAGUUAAACGCAAGCUAAGAACAAGUGUACAAUAGACGAUGGAUUCUUGGUACGAAAACUAUGAUAGUCUGAAAUGGAAAAAAAUGCAGAUGCCGUUUAGGGUUAAAAAAGGUUGGCCUGUUGGUAUUUGUGUGUGUUGGUGGAAACAUAAUGUGAUUAUUCUGUACAUAACAUCGACGUGCUUAUAAACUAGGGGUUCCACGACCUAAUUUAAGUAUAUUGCAGUUGUCUAUUUUGAAUGCCGAUAUGCUGUAUUUAUUUUCGUAUCAGUUUCAGUAACGUUUGUGUU
This is a messenger RNA of Pyrus x bretschneideri (Chinese white pear), 2209 nucleotides long. RefSeq names its product probable E3 ubiquitin-protein ligase ARI7. Gene Ontology annotation, cellular component: cytoplasm; ubiquitin ligase complex. The record is from RefSeq and is a predicted model, not a curated record. The coding region runs from base 126 to 1805 and encodes 559 amino acids. The transcript has 15 exons. Gene Ontology annotation, biological process: positive regulation of proteasomal ubiquitin-dependent protein catabolic process; protein polyubiquitination; ubiquitin-dependent protein catabolic process. Gene Ontology annotation, molecular function: zinc ion binding; ubiquitin conjugating enzyme binding; ubiquitin protein ligase activity. Lineage: Eukaryota; Viridiplantae; Streptophyta; Magnoliopsida; Rosales; Rosaceae.